AUGCUCCGGCUCGGGAAUUUCUCGGGCGACGACGAUCAUGGCUUUGCACGGGCAAUCGCAGCCGCGACCUCGCUCUCAAGCCUCGAGCUAACGCCUCUGUUGGACUCGACGUUUCUUCUGGCGCUACUGCCGCGUCUUCUGAAGCUUGAAGAGCUCACGCUCAAGACGUCUGUGCUGCGCGUCGAGCCGGCGUUGCUAAACGCGCCAGUGCCACGCCACUUACGGACGCCGACUCUUACGUAUUGCACCAUGGACGACGCCACGGGUCUUCUCCAUUGGGCGUCGUCGUGCCUUGCGACUGUUGCGCUCAACAUGUGCGAUAAAGUGUGCAGCAAGCCCGCGCCUUUUGGUCACUACCUUCGCCGCUGGAUCGCCGGUGGCAUCACAACAGUCAUGCUCAAAAUCUGCGAAUGGAACGCGAAGAGCAUCUUCGCGGUCGCGUCAUCGCUCUGCAACACUCGCCGGUCGUCGCCGUUUUUGCUAUGGCUCGACGUGGACACAAUGCGUCUCGAGUCGUUCCAAGUACUGUUGGAGGCCCUUGUUACGUGCACCGGCGUGAGUAUCCAGGGAGACUAUCCUUGUGGCUUUGGAUUCGACGAGCGCGCUCAAAUUCAAAGCUGGGUGACGCAGUUGCAUCUGCGUCGGGAGUACACCAGUGGUUAUGAUUUCCACAUCCUCAGUCCCUCGUAG
Saprolegnia parasitica CBS 223.65 is the source of this 690-nucleotide messenger RNA. RefSeq lists its product as hypothetical. Bases 1 to 690 code for a protein of 229 amino acids. The record is from RefSeq and is a predicted model, not a curated record. The transcript is spliced from 2 exons. NCBI's taxonomy places the organism in Eukaryota, Oomycota, Saprolegniomycetes, Saprolegniales, Saprolegniaceae.